Molecule: messenger RNA, 1040 nt
Organism: Tarenaya hassleriana
Lineage: Eukaryota; Viridiplantae; Streptophyta; Magnoliopsida; Brassicales; Cleomaceae
Product: protein SYM1
Exons: 6
Coding region: 44-748 (234 amino acids)
Cellular component (GO): membrane; cytoplasm
Source: RefSeq, a predicted model, not a curated record
CACUGUGGUUAUCGUUUCCCGAGAAAUCGCCAUCGCGACGUAAAUGGACGCACUGAGCGGCGGCGCCGGUGGAUUAUGGGGAUGGAGCGAAUUCUGUCGCCGGAGAAGGCUCGACUCUUCCGGAAAGAGAAGCAAACGACCGAAUUCGGGUUCGUCGGAUUCCGUCGAGGUGAGGAGUGACUCCGGUUACCGCUUCCCCUUGAAGCAAGCCCUAACGGCGGGUUUUCUCACUCUAACCGGCGACACAAUCGCUCAGAUCUCUGCGGGUUGGAAAAAGAGACAAGCACUUAUGCAAUCGUCUUGUGUCUCCGGUGUUUCUGGCUCUGACGAGGGCGAACUGUGGAACAUUUUCUUAGAACACGAUUGGAUUCGUGCACUAAGGAUGGCUUCCUAUGGGUUUCUUUUGUAUGGUCCUGGUUCUUAUGCAUGGUAUCAGUACCUUGAUCAUUGCUUGCCAAAACCAACCGUGGGGAAUGUAAUGCUUAAGGUUGUGCUUAACCAAGUAGUCCUUGGUCCAUCAGUGAUCGCUGUUAUUUUUGCGUGGAACAACCUUUGGCUAGGGAAGCUUUCUGAGCUUGGAACAAAGUAUCAGAAAGAUGCUCUUCCAACCCUUCUGUUUGGCUUUCGAUUCUGGAUUCCCGUUAGCGUACUUAACUUUUGGGUAGUGCCUCUUCAAGCCCGCGUAGCUUUCAUGUCCGUGGCCUCCAUAUUCUGGAACUUCUACUUAUCUUCAACAAUGAGCAAGUAGAUACAUAUGUGCCUGGAGAGCAAUCAAUCACUAAUAAUGAAAGUUUCCAUCACUCGAUAAAGGAGAAGCAGACUCAAGAUGGAGCCUACUUAAAUUCCAUGUCAACUCUUUCAGGGUUUCGAUAGGAUCGGGUUUUAGGAUUUACGUGGUCUAAAAAUUUAUGUUAAGGGAAGCCUAGAAAUCCGAUACACAGGUGAACAAUGCUUCUGUCAUAACUCUGUUGCUUCUCUUCAUGAAUUGAAUGUAUUGUUAAUCUUCACUCAGAUUAAUCCAGUACAUUGUUGGGAUAAUA